Asparagus officinalis (garden asparagus) is the source of this 1193-nucleotide messenger RNA. Its product is annotated as F-box protein SKIP8-like. The transcript is spliced from 3 exons. Bases 189 to 887 code for a protein of 232 amino acids. NCBI's taxonomy places the organism in Eukaryota, Viridiplantae, Streptophyta, Magnoliopsida, Asparagales, Asparagaceae. Gene Ontology annotation, molecular function: protein binding. The record is from RefSeq and is a predicted model, not a curated record.
CCCCCAAAAAAAAAAAAAAAAAAAAAAAACAGCAGAGAAAGGGCGAGUGCCGAAAAGGCGACAUAAAAACCGCGCCCCUCUCUCUCUAAAACUGCCUCAUCGGAUCAAACCCCAAAACCCUAGAUCCCCUAUCUCUCCAUGCCCUAGGGUCCUUCUUUCAUGCCGUCCAAUCUCUUGAUGUUCUUCAAAUGGACGGCCCUUACGCCUCCCCCCUUUUCUCUCUCCUCUCCUUCUCUCUAGCGGCCGGAGCUACAGUCAUCUGCUGUCUCUUCGCUCUCUGGACGCUCCGAUUCCGAGAUAAGAAGGCGCGUGGCCGCGAUUGUCCUUGCGAUCGGCCUGCGGCGGNGCUGUCGAUGACGAAUUCGGCGAUGAGGAGGGCGGCUAAUGAUGAUGGAGCUUGGAAGGCUCUCUAUCAUAAGGACUUCACUACUGAACAGGACAAUGUCACCCCAAUCAAUGGAUGGAAGUCAUAUUAUGCAGCCACAAAAGCCAUUAUUAGCAUUAAUGCUGAAUUCUAUAACAUCAUUAGGGACAGGUCACUUCCGGCAAUGAGUCGUUUUUGGCUUCAAGCAGAUUAUGUAAAGUGUAUUCAUGGGUCUGGGGAGCUUUUUACUGGGUUUAACGCAGUGAUUGAUAGUUGGGCUCUAGCAUUCAAUUGGGUUGUUCAGGGGGGGCAAGGAGUCAUCUUUGAGAUUCGGGAUGUGAAAGCUCGGGUGCUGAUUGACAUGGCAUGGGUGACCAUGAAAGCGUAUGUUGAUGUGGAUUCAGGGCCAUUCCAUGUAACAAAUGUCUAUGAGCUUCACAAUGGACGGUGGUACAUGGUUCAUCAUCACAGUUCAGUGUCACUUGGGGAUGGAGAACCAGCGCAACCUAACAUUUUUGGCUGAGGGGAAAAAAGAAAAGAAAAGAAAAGAUUUAGGACGAUAGCAACUAAUACAACAUUUACCCUUUUGCCGGAUUGAGGGGAAAGCUUUUUUUUUUCUGAGUAGUUAUUUAUUUUACCUUAAUUGUACUUGAUGGUUUUUACUGUUGAUAGCUCUUCUUGUGCUUGCCCUCUGUAAGCCGUGGUAAAUAGCCUUCUUUACCUUUACCAUUUCCUGUUUGUCAUCCUCUCCUCUGACUUAACUCCUUACAUGUAUGAAUUUGGUCAUCAUGUUCUUUUGGAUCAAGAAACAAAACGCUUUUGGAGGCAA